AUGGCUAGCAAGUUGACAACAUUGAGGGAGUUAACUCCACAUGAGAAAGCUCUACAUGGGCAACAUGACAUGGCAUCCACGAGCGGACAUGGAUAUCUCAUCUACGAUAACUCAUUCAAGAAUAUCAUUGGCCUUUCCGCAACUCUGGAUUGUGUUCUUGAGGAUGAUUUGCCAUUUGCACAUGAAGCUGGUGUAUACUUCCCUGACCAGGACUCGCUAUUUGUCACCAGUAACAGGUGCAAGUCGAACCAAACUGAUAGGGAAAGUAUCAUGAUUCACAAGCUUAGAAGAGAGCGCGACGGCGUCUGGACGAAGGAGAGGAUCGAUACCGACAUGACAAUGGCAAACGGUGGCGUCAACUACCAGUCCGGUAUCCUAUUCUGCGCCCAGGGAGAUCAUUCAUCCAAGGGCGGUCUCGUCCUCAUGGAAGCCGAGGCNCCCUACAGAGUCCAGAUGCUCGUGGACAGCUAUCAUGGGCGAAGGCUCAACUCGGUCAACGAUGUCGUGAUCAAGUCGGACGGGACAGUGUGGUUCACCGAUCCGAUCUACGGCUCAGAGCAAGGCUUCUGCCCGAAGCCGCAAUUGCCAAACCAGCUGUACCGAUUCGAGCCAGAAACCGGNGGUGUCAGAGCAGUUGCCGAUGGAUUUGGGCGACCGAAUGGGUUGUGCUUCUCUCCCGAUGAGCAGACACUCUAUGUAACAGACACAGAGUGGAUUCAUGGCGAUGGAACCAUAGACGAUACUCGUGCAUCUUCCAUGUAA
Messenger RNA from Aureobasidium vineae, 762 nucleotides. Lineage: Eukaryota; Fungi; Ascomycota; Dothideomycetes; Dothideales; Saccotheciaceae. The record is from the annotation of a GenBank genome assembly.